AUGGCUUCCCAGCCGUCGCGGCCGCCGCCGGCGGAAUACCCUAAUCCGCCCGCUCCCACCACCAUAGCUGCUCUCGACGGCGACCUACUCCGGGAGAUCUUGCUCCGCCUCCCCGACCUUCCUAGCCUCGCCUGUGCUGCCUUCACCUGCCGCGCCUUCCUUGGCGCCGUCCGUUCAUCCUCCGCCUUCCGCCGCCGCUUCCGCGCCCUCCACGCGUCUCCCCUCCUCGCCCUCUUCCUCACACCCCACAUGCGCGCCGUACCUGCCUUCACCACCGCAUGGCGCCACUCCAACUUGGACCUCGAUGCCGCCACCGAUUUCUUCCGCACCAUCCUCCGAGACGACGACGAUGCUUCCGUUUGGGGGUUCAAUCUCUCCGGUUCCUCGAUUCCCUACCUCAAUGGUUACGUCGUCCUGGAGAACCGGGGCACCAAGCAGCGUGGUUACUACAACCCCCAAACGAAGGCCCUGGAUCUCUGCCCCAAGGAUCCCCGCCACAUCAUCCGCGGCACCAUCCUUGAGUUCUACACACUCUCCGCCCAAGAGGGCCAGAGGCCGUCCCGCGUGGUCUGUGUCAGCCACGACCACUCAUGGGCUUGGGUACGCCUCGCUGUCUUCUCAUCAAACACCAUGGAGUGGCAGAUCUUCCCGGAGGCCGCGACGCUGCUGCCUGAGGGCGACAAGCGCACAACCCGCACGGUGAUGGAUGGGUUUGUCUGCUGGGAACACUACAGAGAGGGCUACAUUUUCGCGCUCAACACAGCUACCUUGCAGUUCUCACGAAUGGAUCUGCCGCCGCACUUCAAAGGUGUUUAUUCAGCCGGAUAUUCAGGAUUUAAGGUCGGCCAGACCAAUGACGGGAAGCUCUGUGUCGUAAGCGUCGAGGAGCACACCCUUUUUACUUGGGUCUGGGCAGCCGACCAGGAUGGUGUCGACAGAUUCGUGCUAGGCAAAAUGUUUCCGCUGCUCACGGUUUUUCAGGAUAUCAUGGAGUGCUCAGCGCAGGAUAAAACUAAGGUGCGGAUUAUGGCGGUUAUGGAUGGCUUUGUCUACCUCUCCAUUUGCCACUGGAAGGAUUUCAGCGACCUCUUCAAAUCCUCCGAGUGGUUCCUAGCCUUCUCCCUGAAAACAGGGGAGCUGUGUGAGAUGUUUAAGAGUGAACAACAGAUUCCCCGCCCUAUCACUCCUUACAUCAUGGAGUGGCCUCCAUCUUUGGUGCACAACAUGGAGAAUUCAGAAACUAAAGUUGCUGGAGACAGUGGAGAAGAUGGUGGUCAUGUGGGCACAGAAGAAGCUACGCCUAUCCUUGCACGAGCACUACAAUCAUUCAAAGGAGCUUUGAUUAAUGAUGAUGAAUCUAAAGUUUCAGAAACAGAGGCCUUCCUACUUUGUGUUGAUGCUGUGGAUGAUGAGAACUCUCUUGUGAGGAAAAUGACUACUUUGGAUGCGGUAUUAACAGCUGUGAGGGAUCGUGUUUUGAGCAUAGGUGCGGACCCUGAUAUCUCCAGAAAAAGGGCAGAAAGAGAGAGCUGGUUCCAGAUGUGCAAGGGGAAGCUAUGGAGAGCUUUCUUUGCCGGUUGAAUCAGACUAUCAGGAGUAAGUGAGCUUCCUCUUUCUUGAACUAGGUUGGUACUUCAGAUUUAGAUGGUGGGUGGCAAAUGUGCAAAGGGAAAGUUAUAUAGAAUUUCCCUUUACUACCUAUCAGGAGUAAGUGUGUUUGUGUUGAAAUACGUUGGUAAGUAGGAGUACUUGAGUAUCUUACAUGGUAUGAAGACAGUAUGUGCUAGCUUUAUGUACUUUAGUUGUAACCAUCAGUUUCAGUAUGACU
Lolium rigidum is the source of this 1828-nucleotide messenger RNA. RefSeq lists its product as uncharacterized. The record is from RefSeq and is a predicted model, not a curated record. The coding region runs from base 1 to 1581 and encodes 526 amino acids. Lineage: Eukaryota; Viridiplantae; Streptophyta; Magnoliopsida; Poales; Poaceae. The transcript has 2 exons. Gene Ontology annotation, molecular function: protein binding.